Schistocerca serialis cubense is the source of this 8059-nucleotide messenger RNA. It is a transcript of the gene Iml1, whose product is annotated as GATOR complex protein Iml1. The transcript is spliced from 56 exons. Gene Ontology annotation, biological process: positive regulation of autophagy; negative regulation of TORC1 signaling; intracellular signal transduction. The record is from RefSeq and is a predicted model, not a curated record. NCBI's taxonomy places the organism in Eukaryota, Metazoa, Arthropoda, Insecta, Orthoptera, Acrididae. Gene Ontology annotation, cellular component: lysosomal membrane; GATOR1 complex. Gene Ontology annotation, molecular function: GTPase activator activity. The coding region runs from base 16 to 7926 and encodes 2636 amino acids.
UCAGAAAGAUAGACCAUGAAACUUUUCAAAUUAAUAGUACAUCACAAAUCGUUUAGUGGUGAGGAUCUUAUUAUCAAUCCUAAAGAUUUUCCAGGCAUUAAACAAGGAAGUGUAGUUGAAAUAUAUCUUCCUGAAGAUGAGUUCAGCCGCCUGUUGUUGCAGGUUACUUCAUUCAAGGAAGACAUGCAAAGCAAAGAUACGAUAAGUGUUGAACAGAGUAUUGCCACUGCAUUUCAACUGCGAACAUAUGCUGACGUGUGUGUGAACAUAGUAAACCCUGCAGAUGUAGCUUUGGAUUCUGUUGAGCUGACAUUCAAAGACCAGUAUUUGGGGCGAAGCGAAAUGUGGAGACUAAAGAACAGUCUGGUGGAUACAUGUGUGUAUGUGAACAAGAAAAUUGAGUUCUGUGGUGGUACAAUUCGAUGCCAGGUCUAUGAAAUGUGGUCAAUGGGUGACAGAGUAGCCUGCGGUGUGAUUACAAAUGAUACUAAAGUUGUGUUUCGUUCAUCCACAAGUAUGGUAUAUCUGUUUAUCCAGAUGAGCUCAGAAAUGUGGGACUUUGACAUACAUGGUGAUCUGUACUUUGAGAAAGCUGUUAAUGGUUUUCUUGCUGAUCUCUUUCAGAAGUGGAAGAAGAACGGGAGCAAUCAUGAAGUUACAAUUGUGCUCUUUUCACGUACAUUUUACAGAGCUAAUAGUCUUGAAGAGUUCCCGUCAUAUAUGAAUGAAUGUUUGCAGCAGGAUUAUAAGGGGAGAUUUUAUGAAGACUUCUACAGAGUUGCUGUCCAAAACGAGCGCUAUGAAGACUGGACAAAUACAUUGGUCCAGUUGCGACGUCUUUUUACUGAUUAUCAAAAAAUAGUUCUAGAGUAUCACAAAAGACCUGGUGAACACGUUCCAAAGGCUGUGAAUUCUACAGCUGCUCAAGGAAAUUUUCUGGAAGUGUUAAACAUGUCUCUCAAUGUGUUUGAAAAGCAUUACUUGGAUCGCAGUUUUGAUCGAACUGGUCAAUUGUCGGUAGUAAUUACACCAGGGGUCGGUGUUUUUGAAGUUGACCGAGAACUUACUAAUGUUACUAAACAACGAAUUAUUGAUAACGGUGUGGGUAGUGACUUAGUUUGUGUUGGUGAACAGCCACUACAUGCAGUACCUCUGCUGAAGUUUCACAAUAAAGACACACUCUUCAGUGCAGGAGACGAUUAUAGCAUGCCACAUUGGAUAAAUCUGAGUUUCUAUUCCACAAACAAGAAGGUAGCAUAUUCAAAUUUUAUUCCAAGAAUCAAAUUACCACCCAAGAGAAGCAAACCACUGCCUGUUUCAAACAAUGGGCUGAUCCAGGCAGCAAAAUCAAAAUUGCUUCAAGAAGAUGACUGCAUGCCAAAUUCAUUGUUUGAUUAUGAUGCUUAUGAUGCACAGGUUUUUCAGUUGCCUCCUGUUCAUACAGCAAGGUUUUCUCGUAGUUUACAACGCAUGAAUAGCCGUACCAGAAGGAGUGGGACCCUGGAAACUCAGUCAAGCAGUGGACAAAAAACUGUGAGCAGAAAAAUGUCAGACCCAGACAUUCAUCAUUCAGGGGGUGAUAUUGGCUCUCCAACAGGCAGUUCUGCGCCUCGUUCAGCUGCAAUUUCCAUCCCAUAUCACCACUCAAGUCAUGCAUCAUCACCACAGCAGUCAUCUGGAAAUGCAGAAUCACUUAAGCAGAAAGCAUUUGCAAUACAGUCUGAAAUACAGGAAGCUGAAACAUCUCCUCCAGUCCGACCUGUUGUUGGAAGUGCUGGAUCUCCAAGCAACAUGCCCCAAGGACAAGUCAAUUUUCCACGGACAGGAAGAGCACUAAUUAAUCCAUUUGAUCCUUCUCAUGUAACAAUAAAGUUGACAUCAAACAGGAGACGCUGGACUCAUAUUUUCCCUAAAGGACCUACUGGAGUGCUAAUUCAGCAGCAUCAUUAUCAGGCUGUACCUACAAUACCUGCAAGUGAUCAACCUAUAUUUGAUGGGACAGCUACUUUAAGCUCAUCUCCCCAAAAUGAGAACUCAUCUUCAUCAAGUGUUUCGAGACCACUACAAAGAUCGUCAUCACAAGUAGCAUUUCAGGACAAUGUGAAGAUCCCUGGAUCAGUGCGCCCCAAUCUGUUGUCUUCUGGGACAUCCGAGAGACGUAUGCCAGCUAACAAGAGUCUGAUUCUCCUUUGGGGUGCUACAGGUGAACAGGAGUGGACUCCUGCCCUUACUACAGUUGGAAAAGUUAUAAUAGGUGUGGACUGGAAAUCUCUGACCAUUCCUGCUUGCCUUCCCAUCACAACGGAUUAUUUUCCUGAUAAACGAAGCCUGCAAAAUGAUUAUGUUGUGUCUGACUACACGCUUUUGCCUGAUGAUGUUAAUGCUGAUUUUGCUCAACAGAGGGCAAUAUAUAGGAAACCAUUAACUACACCAGAAGUGUUUCGGGAGCUUGUCUCACAGAGGCUCGCACAGGGCUUUCAGUUGAUUGUGUUAAACAACCAGGUAACCAGUAAACAAGUUCAGACUCCAGGAAAUAAUGCUACCCCAGUCUCUGCAGGUAUUAGUUCUGUUGUGAUGACACGCACUACAGACACAAUCAAAACAGAGGAGCAUUUUUUGAGUAUUGGUCGCAUGUUUCAUAAAAUUUCCCUCUGUGGAUCUGCAAUUACUGUUACAAGAUACAGGCCAAGACAUCCUUAUCAUCCGUUCAAAGUUCAUUACCGCUACCGGUUUCAUGCCCCACAUCAUGACACAUAUGAAAUUUCUUGGGUGUCUUUCACAACAGAAAAACUGGAGACAUACAAUUGGAAUUAUUUAGAUCAUUACAUAUGCACUAGAGGAGAUGUUGAUUUUGCUCUUGUUGAGGCACUGAAAUACUGGCGCUUCCGUGUGUACCUACUACCCUUGAAUCAUCAAGCAACAAAAAAGAUUUUAGAUGGAGCAGAAAACUGUGAUAUUUAUGCAACAUUGUCCACUGAAGAACAAGGUCAUUUUGUCGAAGGGUUUCUUCGUUUUAUUGAAACAUGGGUCAAUAAGGUUAAAAGGCCAAAUACUCAUAAAAAACCUAGAAGCCCUGUUUCUGCGGGGAACAAGGCUCAUCAUAGGUUGAUUCUUCGCCGACAUAGUGCCAGUACGAUUUUUCUCUCCCACAAUAACACUUCAAGUAGUAAUUUGGUUACUGCAUCUGGUUUACAAUCAACUAAUUUGCAGACUAGUGUGGUGGGAAAUUCACCAUUCAGAGAGCGAUUAGGAAGUAACAGAGUGUUGGAGAAACCACGACCAAGAUCUGGAUCAAAAGUAAUGGAGCGAAUAAAAGCUGAAGGAAUGAAUACGAGUGGACGAAUCUCACCAGCUAGUGAAGCAGCUGUAAAUGAAAAUAAAAAUAUCUUUCCACAGACAUUUGCAUUUGAGUCAUCUGUAGAGUCCCAAGAUAAUGCUGAUGACAGUGUCAACCAGACAGUUACGCAUCGCCUGAAAAGUAAUGCAUCCAUUCAGGAAAUUCUGGAUGCAAUGAAGAAUGUGCAGACUGGGGUUGGAUUCCUUACAAAUCAUCCUAGUUUACCAUCUAACACAUUUGUGAGUGCUGAUGCUGCUCAGUGGCUCAUAAGCCAUGUGGAGGGUAUCAACCAUGAAGAAAAGGCAGUGAAUUUGCUAACAAAUAUGCUAAAUGAGAAAAUGAUAUGCCACGCAUCUGGAGACUUUCGUCAUCCAAUUAUAAUUGGUUUUUAUCUGUAUCAUAUAGUUCACCAGGAGAAGGAUUUGAAAGAUGGUGACUAUGUGAGACCUAUAGUGUGCACAAGUUAUCAUGCAGUGUUUCACAGUGGGGUGGGUUGCCGAGAAUUGGAUUGUUGGCACUGUAAUUCAAGAAAAUCCAUGUUCUCAUUUUUGCAAGGAAAAUGGUCAAUUUCAUACCAAGGCAUGUGUCAAUACUACCAUGUUAUGCAUCUACUUAAUGUGUUUCUCAGAGUAUUUCAGAUUCUCAUCAUCCAUGACCUUACAAAUGCUGAAUGCAGUAGCAGUCUGAACAAACUGGCACCUUUAACCUUAGCUCUAGUUACUGGAAACUCAGCAAAAUUCUCCACAGCUUUUACUCUGUCUCUAAGCAUUUUUGAUAUUCCACAAAUAGGUCUUCCAGUGUUUACCAGACAAUUACAUCUCCAGUUAUCAGUAAGGGUGGUUCAGGUUAGGCUUCAGAUAGCCACAUUAGAACCUAUCUGUGAGCUGCAUGUUACUUUCGACAAAAUACGGUUGUUAAUUGAUCAUUUUGAUGAGUUUGAUGACCUGUUCUAUCAGCUGAACUUCCUACUGAACUUCCUAGUAGUUCUGUCACACAUAGGGGAAUUAGAACAAAAUUAUUAUAUCUUUUUUGCAGUUGACUGUUGUCAACUAAAUGUGAUGGAGCAACUGGAGUGCUUACAGUUUUCUCCACGUGAACCUUUGCCUCACACUGUGUCUCCAUGUGUUCAGUUGUCAGUUGCUCAUGGUUACAUGCUGUAUUUACCUACUUGCUUGAUCUCUACAUGGAGUUCAGAGUUGCUGCUUUCCUCUACAUUGACAUGUACACAGAACUCAUUGCCUCCUCCAGUGCUCAGCUCCCAGCAUGUUGUCAAGUCCCCGUCAGCUUUACCUAGAGGAGGAGCUGCUGGCAAAGUGGGGGGAAGGGGAGGGGAACAGUAUUUUGGAUGCUUUUUCUUGGAAUUUCUUAGUGCUCAACUCCUUCAUUGGGCUUUAUCAGCUGAAUCGCCUGCCUUUUGUAAUGUCAUUUGUGCCUGUGAUUUAUUAAAGAUAUUUGGAGAUUCAGGAUCCACCUUGUUACAUAAAUUACCUCAAUCACAUCUGGGUCACAGGCUCCAAAUGAGAGGAGCAUUUACGGAAUCUGCAGGGGAAUUUCCAAUGUCUUCUAGAGAACUGCCUUCAUUACCAAUUAAAAAAACGCCACAUGCAUCUGCCAUCCUUUUAACUGUCUUCGUCAAAAGGGUGUCAAAUUUGUCUGCUCUGCAGAUUGUCAUAGGGCUUUCCAAUCCCUCAAGCAGUGUUUGUGUUCUGCUCCCUGUUUGGCUUCCUUUACACCAGCCAUCAUGGCCACCAACUCCUCUUCCGGAAAACUUUUUCAGCCGUCCUGAUGGGGUGACCAGAGCAUGUUCUUUUGUUAGUGGAUUUGGCAUGGCGUACAUGAUUGUGAUUGCCUCAGCAUUGCUCAGGAGGCAUGGUUUUAAGACGCAGUAUGAUAAUCAGUGCAUUGUCAAAGUUCUUGUAUGUUGCCAUCUGUCAACAACGACCGUUCAUGCUUUGUCAAUGAAUUUUGGUAUCAGAGGCUUCUUCCAGACACUCAUAACUGAUAACACACCUAACUAUUGCCAUGUUCCACCAGGUGUCCAACUUGGAGGUGGUGUGUUUCGUACUUAUGUCCAUAUGCGCAUCAUCCCAGGACAGUGCAUUGUUGAGUUUUCUGGCUGUGUACUGGUCCUGCCCGCCACGUUUUCCUCUCAAGCCUCCCAUUUUGGUGCAGUCUUUUGGCCAGCAGCAGGGUUGGCUGUCGGUUGUUAUGGUGGACCACAAAGGUCUUGGCAGUUGUUUGUGGUGGAUGUCAGUCAGAUGAGGCUGAUCCAUCAUUCCAGUCAGUUGCAGCCAUAUCCGGUUGGACCUUCAGUGCCACAAUCUCCAAGCCAGCUGGGCAAUAGGGUCGUUCACAAUGUUAUUCUGGUAGGAGGCUUCCAAUGGUGGCAGCAUACCCACCACUGCUGCCAUUACUGUCCUACCUUUGACCACAUGACAGGUUGCAGAGUCCUUCCUCCACCCAAGUCUGUGGAUCAACCGCUACCCCCGCCUCCACGACCUUCUGCUGCUUCGGCAGAGCAAAGUGUGUUGGUGUUUUCUCUUAAAGUGUUCAGUCUGUAUAAACUGAGUCGCAUGUCGUGUCUUGUUCCAUUAUCUGGGGUUCAGCUUCCUUGUAUGGAUACUAAUCAUCACACAGGCAGCAAAAGUAGCAAUGUGAUCAAAAAUUCAUGUCCUAUUGCAAAGCUUAUAUUUGUUUGUAAUAGUAGAGGUCUUUUUUCUGUUAACACUGCUGCUUCCAUUUCAGUGGAACAGAUUUUCAAGAAUUCUCAAUUUCCUAUUUUGUGUAUGGGAAUUUUUAGACUAACUGUGCGUCAGAAUGCAGAACUUUGUAUUUCAUCAGAAAGUCUAAUCAGAAAUGUUACUCUUGUACACUGUGGAGACUGGGACCCAGUGGACAGACAAAACUUCAUAAUAGCAGGACUCCAAGAUAUGAUAAAUACAACAGAAGAUCCAUUUGAAUCUCAGGGUUAUAAAAUUUACAAUGGAAAACCAGGACAAAGAUUUAUGAAACAUGACAAAAAUUUUCGAACAAGAACUGCGAUAGAAGUUGAAAAAAUUCUGGGAUCUUUUGGAUCAGACAAACACGAAAAAACACAAAAUACAAUAGUAAUGGAUAAUCUUGAGGGAUUAAUACCAAUUUUAAAACAACAUGCUGAAGAAUUGGCCCCAGUAAAUCAAUCCUUUGAUAAACAAUUAUCUAAUUACAAUGCUCCCACACUACUACUUAGAAAUAAAGAUGGAAGAAUAGCCUGUAAUAACAAGGAAAAUACAGAAAUCAUAGCAGAAGCAUUCUACAAGUACUUGAAUUGCAAUGAACCUGAAAAGCUUUUAACAGUAGACACAAGCAUUCUUAUAUAUGGUGGAGGAAUAUCAGAAAUUGUAAACAGAGAAGUUCUAUCAGGGAAAACAAUGAAGAUUUCUAAAAAUUACACUUCAUCCGAAUCGUGGAAACAUAUUGUCCAGCUCACCAUUCAAAAUGCUCUAAAAUUUCCACAACAGUGGACAAACUGGAGAGGUGAACUUGGACCAGAAGCAACUCAUCAUAGAUACUGCAUAACUUUUUUGAGGUUUCUGUCACCACCUAGCAGGGCAGUCACAAAUCCCUUAAGAGUGUUCAUGUUAUCAUCUCAGACUUUUGUAUUGUUUGUGUAUAUACUGAAGCAAGUAACGCUGAGUAUCACCAAACUAAUGCCAUUAUACAAGCACACACACUUGGAAACAGAUGUCAACAACAAGAGUGAUCGCAUUGAAUGGGGUCAUGCCCGUUAUCAGUCUGUUUUCAGACCAAACAGAGCAUAUGAACUAGUUGUGCAAUGGGUUGCUUCCUCAGGGACAAUUGUAGCAGAAUUGAUUCAAGGAUGGUCUCGAAAAGCACCAACUUGCGGUUUUCAAAUGGUACCAAUACCAGCUGAUACUAUUUCUCUUCCCUUCACUGACAAGUCUGAUCCUUUAAGGGGUCCAAUAUUUGUAACUCUUAAUACAGAAUGCUUAUUGGGUAGUAGAAACUUCUUAUUUGAAGAAUACCCUGUGGAGACAUGGAAACAGAGAUUAUUUCUCUUCCAAGAAUCUAUAAUUGAAAGAUUUGGCUUCAUACACUGUGCGAGUGAAGGCCACAACAAUAACUCAUUAGCAACAGACAGUGGUGGUGUAUCUCAUCAUAAUAUAUAUGUUCAUGUUACCGGAAAUGUUUUUAUACUGAUACCUUCACAACAUUGUCAGCACACACACAGUCAAGGAGAACCAGUUCUGCAAACUAAUAGUAGAGCAAGUUCAGGGGGGAAACAGCAACUCAAUCAGGAAGGGAAAAGAUAUCCUGUACAUUCUGAAAGUGCAUCAAGCCCACACGAGUCAUACAUUACAAGACAUGUCAGUGAGAAAUACAACAAAGACAUAGGAAGUGAUCUAAGGGUUGGAUUCCUGUGGUCAUGGAACCACAUGGUUAGCCGCCGAUGGAAGUCAUCAUCUACACCGGCUACAGGGGAUGAAGGAUUCCAAACUAAGCUUCUGAGAGAUUUCCGUGAUUUUUGUGCAAAUGGCAACAACAGGCUGCAGAAUUACUGGAACUCAUGUUGGCUUCUUAAGAAGUGAAUGUUUCUUGUUUUUUUGUUUGUUUUUGGUUCCUAUUUUAAAAGUUUUGUAUAAAAGUAAUGUUUUGUGUAUCUGAUUAUCUAUGUUUGUACAAAGUGUCUAAUGGUAAAAUAUAUUUUUCUACAAAAGCUUA